GCCAUCGGGAUCGCGCUCAUCAUGUUUGGCUGGCAAGUGCCUCCGGUGUAACAGGCUGCUCAGUAUGGGGGAUCCAGGACCCCGAGACGGGAUGGACCCUGACCGACCGACGGCUGCAAAGAGCUCAUCGAGGCGGUUUAUACCGGGAUAAAAACAUCCAGUGUGUCCUAUAACAGAGAGGUUGUCAGGGAGCUGCAGAGGAGGCGGUGUUUGCUGGGAUUCAAUCAGAGCCGGAGUCUCGGCUGGGAGGUUAACGAGGAGAGAGGGACGUGAGGAAACUGGGAAGGCAGCAAUUUGAAGUCGUAACUGGGAUCCAGGUCAGAAUCACAGGAAAAAUGGAUGAAUUGACGAUUACAAGCCGGUCCGGUCAGCCCAACCCAGCAGGAGCGGGGUGGGUUCAUCCGGAGUGAAAGCAGUCGGCUCUUAUCUGUUGGCUUCCCCUCCGCCGGGCAGCGAUGUCCGCUUUCUGCCUCGACCUGCAGACGUCCGCCGUGGUUUCAGCACCACUGGAGCUGGACAGCGACUGCAUGGAGCCCCGGGCCAGCCCCGCCACUCAGGAGCCCGGCGGCUUCCAGGGUCACCCGCUGCGGCAUGCCGGUUCCGGAGGCCUCGGCAUGGCCUUGGAGGAGGAACUGGCCAUGCUGACCGGGGAGCGGGGAGACGAGGAGGAGCUGGCCGAACUAGAGACGCCUGCGGUGGGGCAUAACGCGGAUUUGCUGUCGCUUUUCCGCCAAAAGGAAAAAGACUUGGUUUUAGCUGCUAAACUCGGCAAAGCGUUGCUGGAGAGAAACCAAGACUUGACCAAGCAAUAUGAGAAAAUGCACAAAGAUCUCAACGAGAAAUUAGAGCACUUGGAGCAAGAGAAGCAUGAAUUGCGACGGCGUAUGGAAAGUCGAGAAGGGGAGUGGGAGAGCCGCGUAUCUGAGCUGGAGACGGAUGUCCAGCAGCUGCAGGGUGAGCUGGAGCGCCACCAGGUCCAGCUGAGAGAGGCUGACAGGGACAAGACAAAGGCCAUCAGCGAGCUCUCUGAACAGAACCACAGACUGCUAGAGCAACUCAGUAGGGCUGCAGAGGUGGAGAGGCAGCUGUCCACUCAGGUCCAUUCAUUACGGGACGACUUCAGGGAGAAGAGUAUGUCUACAAGCCAGCACAUGACACGACUAGAGACUCUACAGGCGGAGAUUAAGAUGCUGUCAGAGAGGAAGAUGGAACUGGAGCGGCGGGUUCAUACCGUGCUCCAAGAGAAUGAGCUGCUGCAGAACACGGUGGACGACCUCCGAGAGAGGACGCUGGUGCUGGAGAAGCAGUUUCACGAGAAGGACCUUCAGUUGCGACAGAGCCAGCUAGAGCUCCAGGAGGUCCAGAUGUCCCACAGGCAGCUGACCUCUCGGCUGGAGGAUCUGACGGAUGAGCACAGCCUUCAUAGUCUCACCCCCCACCCAUCCAGCCUGCUGUGUGAGAUAGAGCAGAGCAUGGAACAGGAGGAGCAGGAACAGGAGAGGGAGCAACUACGUCUCCAGCUGUGGGAGGCUUACUGUGAAGUUCGCUCGCUCUGCUCUCAUCUCCGGGGAAACGACGUCACGGACUCAGCGCUGUCCACUGACUCUUCCAUGGACGAGUCCUCGGAGACGUCCUCAGCCAAGGAUGUGCCUACUGGGAGCCUCCACACCAGCCUGCUAGAGCUACGGAGGCUAACACAGAAUCUGCUGGAUGGCAAUGAGUCCACGGGCUCGCGGCGCAGUGAUGAGGAGGCUCUGGAGGAGCAGGUGAGGAAGCUGGGAGAUGAGCUGAGGGAGGUACGAGAGCUGUAUGAAGCUGAGCAGGACAAAACACACAACAGCGAAGAGGAGCUGCUGCAGCUGCACAACCAGAUGGCGCUGCUAUCUGUAGAGUUGUGUUCACUCCGGGAGGAGAACGAGCGAAUGAGGAUGAUGGCUGAAGUCCGAGAACCCAGCGAGCAGCUCCAGAGUGCAAUCAGAGACAGAGAUGACGCCAUAGCCAAGAAGAAAGCAGUGGAAAUGGAGCUGGCCAAAUGUAAAAUAGACAUCAUGUCUCUAAAUAGCCAGCUGCUGGACGCCAUCCAACAGAAGCUCAACCUGUCGCAGCAGCUGGAGGCUUGGCAGGAUGAUAUGCACAGAGUGAUUGACCAGCAGUUGAUGGACAAGCACCAGGACGAGUGGCGCUCAGCCCCAACCUCCCUGUCAGGGUCAUCGAGGGCCCAUGGGGGUCUGUCCUCAAGGCGAGCUCACCGCAUCUCUGACAGGGACAAGAGACUUUUCUCUUUUUUCAAAAAGAACUGAGCCCUAUCGGACUGGCCCCGGGCACAGCAGAAAGACGGACAGACAGACAGAUGAGGUGAGGGAGAAGGAGGGAGUGACAUCACAGUACAGGGGUAACAACACAGCCAAAGACAGGCAGUGGCACACACUGAGGUUUGGGGAGGAUCAUUUUGCACUUUAUCUGUCCCAUUACUCUUCUCCUUACUGAUUAACUGGUGACUGCUGACAAUGAGUGCAGUAUAAGAACAGAACUUCCCCUGAGGCUUUGGCUUCAGCCCCUCUCAUUAAAACCUAUUGGUCUUACAGAACAUGAACAGGGUCUCAGAAGUUUACCUCCAAAGAGGAAGGUUUUUCCUUGUAGUGCCUACAACCAUCUCUACAAUCCCACUGCCAACUAUGUAGAGAGGAACACUAUGUACAGACUCUCACUGUAUGCAUCCCAGUUAUCAGGCCAAGGAGUCUGAGGAAAGACAGACGGAUAUAUGGGACACUGUAGGAGCAUGAGAAAAGAUGAGGAUAGUAGGACAGAGCUGUAAGUCAGAGUAUGAAGUAUGAAACUAUCCUCUGGGUAGAGAGCAAUGAUGCUGCAGUCAACUCAUCAAAUCUCUCAGGUUUAUUCAGUUGUUCGGGGGAACAUGAGGCAACAGCUUGACGUAUCAGGAUUAAAGCUUAUAUAUUUGACAAAAGAAAGCUUAUUUAUAUGUUGACACUGUCAGGAAGUUUUUAAUUUUACAGCUCUAGAUGCAAACAUUCAAUCAAAGCGGGGGAAAAAAAUCUAAUAGUUCAGCUUUGCACUUUCAUUAAGAUUGGUGGUGACUCACAGCAAACAUAUUAAAGCUGCACUUUACAACAUAUGGAUGGAUUAACUAUGUUUAAUGUGAAAAGAGUGGCUUCUAGUUAGGCAAGCAGACAAUUAUCACCUUACUGAGCCCUUUGCAGCCUGUAGCCUAUUUAGUUGGAUGCUUUGGUCUCUGUGAAUUUUGGCCUUAAAAUUAGUUUGGCGGCCAGAAAUAUGACUGUCCGAUUACAUUGUCUAAACAAAUUUAAAACGAGAGAAUAUGUAUCUUUAUGUAUUUACAGUGAGUUCCAAAGAGAGCAAAAAGUGUAUCAGUGCAGCUUUCAAAACUGAAUGUUCAAAAUUCAAAGCAGCAGGAAUACGCUAAACCUAACAUCAACAUCCAAAAAACUUAGAAUGUAAUCAGUGCUGUUUUUGGUGCACCUCUUCUGGCUAGUAAAUGCUCACAUCUUUCAUAUUCCGCAAUCCCAGUCUGCAACACUGUAGUACAUUUGUAGUUUCCAAGCCUAAGUUCAGGGUUCUAUUAUGCUGCAUGAAACUGAAGUAAAAUAUAAUUAAAUUUCAGCAGGACAAAAGGAUCCGCAAAUCAAGUGAAUGUAUAAAAACCAGCACUUUCCAGUUGACCCUGCAUUGUGGCAAACUCGAUGAGGCCUUCAUGUUUGUCUCUAACAUCUGAAUAAACCUUUGGGUGGCUGAAUUUACUGACACUGUCUGUCCAGGUGUUAUUAUUUUUCUACACUUAAUGUUCUAUGUAACAUUUAUUUACAAAUCAUUUUUGUAAGAAAAAAGCACUGUCCAACAUUGUCCCCACAAUGUCAAUCAUCUUUCUAGUUGACCAAAUGUUUAAAACGUUUACAUCAGCUUGAGAAGGAGGCAGAACUAUGAAGAAUGCUCAUCAACUCAAGAAUAACCUGUUGAAUUUCAUGUUGUUAAAACGCAUGUCAGUGUACAGAAACUCCACUGAACUUCCUCUGCAGUGGUCAGUAUCUGCUGCUUUGCUUCACAUUCACCACUAAUAGAAAAGGUCUACCUCCAUUCUCAUUGCUUCAGUACUUCAUGGGCACUUUGAUUUCUUAGCUGGCGGGCUUCCAUUUUAGGCGACACAUCUGUGACUCCAUUGGUAAAACAGUAUGUGUUGGCCUGAAAUCUCCAAGCAUGAAUGACUUUCAGUGUGGCACAGUGAUGUCUCAUGUCUGUCUGUGUUUGAACUCACGUCUAUUGCAGCUGUGCAAACCUAUGCAGAUGUCUUCGUGUCAUCUCAGCUGGUUGUUGGGAAGGAUCAACCCAAAGAAUGAUUUUUAUAAAAAGUCGAAUAGGUUUGGAUGAAAAUGAUAUAUUUAUAAGAAAAAAAAUGCAUACCUUUUGAAUGAAAAUCUUUUGUAGGAAGAAUUAUACCUGUACAAUGUAGGCUCCUUUUCAUGUUUGUCCCAACAGUGAGAAGAAAUUCCACUGCUAAGUUCAACACUAUCGCUUGUAUGUAUGGCUUUUUUGUUUGUUUUCACUGUUCUGGUUUGGCAUACCGUAGAGCUGGUGACAGAUUCCUCAGAACUUCUAAGUUCAACUCAAAUUCUUCAAUAAUAAGAUGCACAAAUUAGUGGAAACACCCCAAGAAACAUGAAUACAAGUUAUUAAUCCAAGAGUGCCCCAUAAAUUCGCCACCCACUUCAGUCAAGUUGGCAAGUUCACUACCAGUACCACUUUCUGAUAAGUCACUUAUUAUAAAUGGCUCCUUAAAUGUCAUUAAUUAGUUUCAUUGUUUGUUACUGUCAAAUUAUCCACUAAUCCUUAAUGGAUUAGUUAUAAACCAAAAUUUGAAAAACAUUUGGGAUGCCAAGUUGUGAAAAUCUAUCUGCUGAGUCUCAGUGACCCUACACUCUUCCAUAAGUGGGUCAGAAAUGACCCAUAUAAUAAUCAAUGUGUUUUUAUACCAUUUUUGUGAUUUUGCUUUAAAAUAAAAAUUUAUAUUAUUGUUUAUAUUAUAUUUUGGUCCACACAAGAAUGAUUUCAUGUUUGAAAUAAGUUUAUUUUUCAUUUUUUAACAGAUUUUGAACAUUUUGAUAAUUGAAAAAGCAGAAUAUUACACAGAACAGCAGUAGAAGAAUGUUAGCAUCAGUUUUGUAGACAUUUUCCCACUCUUUUCCUCCAGCUGUUGUUUCUCUCCAUCCCUCGAAGUUUGUGCAUCACCUCUUGUAAAAUAUUCAGUGAUAAAGAGCUUGGGGUAGCAGUACAAGUAUUACAAUUUCUUUAAAAGUAUAAAAGGUAACUUAAUCAUUUUAAUUGAAUGAGCCUUUUUGACAAAUACCUGGUAUAUGAAAUGAUACAAAAAAGAUAUUGCAAGAAAACGACCCCACCAGGUCAUUUUUGACCCAUGUAUGCAUCUAAUGGUUAAAGGAACAGGUCGACAUAUUGCAAGAUGUGCUCCUGACAGAGAGUUAAAUAAGAAGAUCAACAUUUUCAUGUCUGUGAGUUAAAUAUAAGGUUACAGCUGGUUAGCUUAGAUUAGCGUGGAUUGAAGACGGAAGCAAAAGCUUGCCAGACUCUUUAAUAGAAAAACUGAAAUGUUCUGGGCUAUAUUUUCAGGUAGUUACAGAACAAGUUACGAAGAAAUAUUCCCGCCACUCUGAACAAACGAGAUGUCAAGUGUUAGUGAGCAUACAUGUCAACUACUACUGUGGGUUUGUAAAUUAUGAAGAUUGUUCUCCAUUCAAAUUGCUUAUGUACGUAUACAUAAAAUCAUACAGAUUAAAAAAAUCAACAUCACCUUAAUUGGGAUAAAGUUCAUUCAGGUGCUGUGCUACAGCCGCCAGCAGAUUGUGUUCUGCCAUGAAGUUUCAAAGCGUGACUUCAGGCCUUACCACAUUUGGGGCAUCAGAGAUGGGAAACUGAUUUUUAUUCAAACAAAAUAUCUCCAAUACUUUAACAUGCGCAGCCAGAAGAGAAAGCGUCCAGUUUCUGCAGCAGUGAUUUAAAUUCACGAGCACCGUUUAGUGAUUUAUUAACCAUACUGCAGCCAUUUAAAACCUCUGCAUAGAAGGUACCUUAUGAGAAAGUUCUGUACCUGCUCUAUCUGGAGGGACAUGAUCAGAAACACUGAAGAACUAAAAUAGGAACAUGUUCCUCCCGCUGGCAGAAAUACAUCCAAUGUGUGAAGGUGGGUGGAUUCAGAAACCUUCACAUGUGUUUGUAGUUUUGCUCCAGCCAGACUGAACACCAGUCUCUCCUGCCAUAACCACACUGUAAUUAGUCUCUUUUCAUGUCACAUUUUGGUUAGCAAAACAACACUCUGUAACACAUUUGGUUCUGUCAACAUUACAUCCUGAUUGCUGUUUCUGUUUCUUGUUUGGCUGUGGGCAUUUGUUGAGGACACUCGCUCCGACACUGUAGACUGUACUGAUUCAUUUUCCAAUUGAAAGCAUUUUUAAAACACUGUGUGCCGUGUUUUUCUGUGGUAAACAUCCUGAUGUUGCCGCCGUGGCUUGAGUUUGUGUCGCGGUGGCAGACAGACAUGCCAUUGAGUGUUCUUUUUGUUGCUUGUUUCUACUCAGUUGGACGUUGAUUUGGAAUUUAGUGCUCUUGGUGGGCUCAUUGUGCUCCAUGUGAGUGCUUCCAUUCACCUCUGACAAACGGCACUGUUUCAGUGACAAAACGCUUCAAACUAUUUAAAAUAUUUAUCAUGCAAUUUUCUUAGGAUUUUUUUUUCUUUUGUACAAAUAAAUACUUUGCAAUCUG
Messenger RNA from Amphiprion ocellaris (clown anemonefish), 6804 nucleotides. RefSeq names its product BICD family like cargo adaptor 1 (gene bicdl1). Gene Ontology annotation, biological process: vesicle transport along microtubule; Golgi to secretory granule transport. The transcript has 10 exons. Lineage: Eukaryota; Metazoa; Chordata; Actinopteri; Pomacentridae. Bases 456 to 2300 code for a protein of 614 amino acids. The record is from RefSeq and is a predicted model, not a curated record.